This is a messenger RNA of Topomyia yanbarensis, 1229 nucleotides long. It is a transcript of the gene r2d2, whose product is annotated as interferon-inducible double-stranded RNA-dependent protein kinase activator A homolog. The record is from RefSeq and is a predicted model, not a curated record. The transcript is spliced from 2 exons. The coding region runs from base 132 to 1088 and encodes 318 amino acids. NCBI's taxonomy places the organism in Eukaryota, Metazoa, Arthropoda, Insecta, Diptera, Culicidae.
GCUUAGCUGGGAGAGUACUCUAAUUUUCUCUUGUGGUUGUUUUAAACUUUACUUCAUCGAAAAUAAAUAAUUAAAAUUAUUGUUUCGUGUUCAGGUUCCUCCAGUUGAUCCUAUUUUAAAACCACACAUACAUGGCGUCUAAAACUUUGUUGGGAGUAAAAACUCCGAUUACGGAGUUACAGGAACUGUGCGUUGCUCAACGCGCGGUACAUCCAAUUUAUGAAUACACCGGUGAGGAGUCGGACAAUGCAUUGCAAAAUGCAAGGAUUUUUACCACAACGGUAACUGCUCUGGGACACUCCUGCAAAGGAUUGGGACGUUCCAAGAAGGAUUCGAAGCAUGACGCCGCUUUGAGGUUACUGAAAGAGCUGGCCAAACAAGGUAAUGCAGCCGUGGAUGUCGAAGAUGACGAUCAGCAUUAUUUAUCGAUUCUGUCGUCAGACAAAGUAACGGAAGUACGUGAUAUUUGCGUGCAAAGAAAUUUUCCAGUGCCUGAAUUCGAUUGCGUACGUAGCUCCGGACCGUCUCAUGCCCCCGAGUUUGAAUUUGAAUGUCGUAUCGGAAAAAUUGUACGCAGAGGAGUUCACAAAACAAAAAAAGGAGCCAAACAGGCAGCAUGUAACGAAAUGAUUAAAACUUUACAAGCGAUGCCAGUAGAUGAUCAUGAAAUGCAAAUACAAACAUUGGAUAAAGAAGUAGAGAUGGCUAUGGAUGAAGAUGAACGUAUCAUUCGCACCUACCGUGAAUAUAAAAAAUCGGACAUCAAGAAGAAACUUGGUGUGAAGAUCAGCGAUCGCCAUCGAUAUUUUGAGGAAAUGGAGCGGCACAAGAUUGAUGCAGCCCGGCGCAUUGCGGCAGAUGAAAUAAUGACGACUCGUGAUAAGAGCACUUUGAUUCCGAAGGCGCUGGGACUGAAGUUUGAUAUAAAACUUGAAGACAGUAUUCUACAAAACGAAAAUGGGCAAAAGCUGUACUCAUUUGAAUUGCUGAACAGUGAAUACGAUUGCUACAUAUUUGGGCGGGACAACGAGUUCUUCGAUAACAUCUACAAUUACUUUAAAAACAUGCUAAAUUUCGAUUAUAUAUGAACCAUGGACUGGAAUCGGCACCCAUAUAGAAAAACUCAUAUUUGAGACACUAUAUUAUUCAGAAGUCAUUCAAGUCAUUGAAAUGUAAUAUUACUGAUGUUUCCAAUAGGUUAUAUAGAUUACAAAAUCUACUAUUUUUAA